AUGAAGCUCACACCCGCCAAAAUCUCGAAAAAAGCCGCUGCCGCGACGGCUCACAUCGAUGCGAUCACGAACGACAUGCUCGACACUUCGGCGAGCGAACUCCUUCGACGCCAACCCGUCGCUGAAGGGGUGGAGACCAUCUCUUUCCUCGAAAGAUGGUCGACGUCGGGAACGCAAGAGAUUGUGUUGCAUCAGAAGGAGAUCGAUGGAGAGAGGUCGGUUUGGAGGUUCGUGGGCCCUAGUAAGGAUUUGCCGAAUAUGAUGAAGCACGUCAGGGCCGGCGGCGUCCCGGUUGCUGGUAGCAAGAGGGCACGUCGAGCCGAGGACGAACAGGGAGCCGAGGACGAAGAGGAUGAAGACGAAGAUGAGGUUGAGGUCGAGAUGCCUCGGAACGCACGUCGACGUGCUGCUGCUGCUGCUGCUCGACCGACUGCGGGUACAACUCGCGCUCGCAAAGCUGCUGCUGCUGCCGCUGCCGCUGGGGUCGUCUUUGAUCAAGAUCCCUUCGUCACGCCAUCGACGAAUGCUCAACGAUCAAGUAAAUCAGCUUCGGGACGAGAAGACUCGGGGGUCCGUCGUGCACCAAAGAAGGCUCGCCGCGUUCCCACUGCCUCCUCGGCGCUUGCCGAAGCUUCCGACGACGAUGGCGACGCCACCGAGACCGAGGCGACGACCCCUCGGGGAAGCAAGCGAUCGACCGCAAAGUCGACGGCCAACAACAGUCCUUCGGACUACAACACCAACGUCACGCUGCGUCGUAGCCUUCGUCGACGACGAGAGGUCAGUGAGGUGUCUGACUCGACCGUCGCUGCGAGCUUGGACGAUCUUGGAUCGCUUUGCGGAGGCAUAGAUGACCUUGGAUUCGAUGUUACGGAUCAAGGUUAGUCCAUUGACCAAUAUUUGAGAGAUCCUGUAUCAACUAAUUAUUGUAUUCUCUUGUGUUCCACUACAGAUACCGAGAUGGGCCGAGGUUCAGUCGUGCCCCGUCCUACGGCGUCUACGUCCCGAGUCAAGGUCGAACAUGACCUCUGA
This is a messenger RNA of Microbotryum saponariae, 1032 nucleotides long. NCBI's taxonomy places the organism in Eukaryota, Fungi, Basidiomycota, Microbotryomycetes, Microbotryales, Microbotryaceae. The record is from the annotation of a GenBank genome assembly.